UACCCGGAUGAUUACCCAGACGUCAUUUCGACAGUCAUGGCCGACGGGACAACAUUUCAACCGGGAACUGGGGUUGCACCAGCAACUCUUGUAGAGUUAUCGGUGUCUUGCAGGAAGUUGGUUGAUGCAGAUGUUUUUUCAAAGUCGGAUCCUAUGGUGGUGAUGUCUGUGCUCGACUCUGCAGUGAGAGGAUGGAGGGAGUUUGGGCGGACCGAGGUCAUUUGGAAUAAUCUGAAUCCUGACUUUGUCAAGAAGUUUAUAAUACAUUUCUACUUUGAGCAAGCCCAGAAACUCAAGUUUGAAGUUUAUGAUGUUGAUGCUACAACUGCUGAUCUUUCAAAGCAUGAUUUUCUGGGUAGAGCAGAAUUUACACUUGGGGAAAUUGUGUCAUCGAACAAGCUUGCCAAAAAACUUAUUGGUCCAAAGAAAGAUAGUGGAACUAUCAUUGUUUCUGCAGAGGAGAUGAACAGUUGCAAGGAACAAGCCACAAUGCAGUUUUGUGCCCACAAUCUGGAUAAGAAAGACUUCUUUGGAAAAUCAGAUCCUUUUUUAACAUUUUCCAGAUGUAAUGAGGAUGGCAGCUAUACAGUAGUUCACAGAACAGAGGUCAUCAAGAAGACAUUAAACCCAACAUGGAAACCUUUCUCUGUCCCUGUGAGAAGUUUGUGCAAUGGAGACUAUGAAAGAUCAAUAAAAAUUGAAUGCUACGAUUGGGAUGCGGAUGGAGGGCAUGACUACAUAGGAGAGUUUACGACAACAUUGCGAAUGCUUUCUAAAGGUCAAGGGGAAUGCAACAAAUAUGAGUGCAUCAAUGCUAAGAAGAAAGCAAAAAAAGGCAGCAAGUAUCGCAACUCAGGAGUGAUUGAUCUGAUGUCCUGUCGUAUUGAGACAAUUUACACAUUCCUUGAUUAUAUCCGUGGAGGAACAAGAAUACACUGCACAUUUGCAGUGGAUUUUACAGCCUCCAAUGGGGAUCCCAAGUCUCCAACGUCCCUGCACUACAUGAACCCAUAUCGCCCAAAUCCAUAUGCUACAGCCAUUCUUGCAGUAGGCACCAUCAUUCAAGACUAUGAUACGGAUAAGUUGUUCCCAGCACUUGGGUUUGGUGCUAGACUGCCUCCAGAUGGCAUUGUUUCUCAUGAAUUUGCAUUGAAUGGAAAUCCUCAAAAUCCAUAUUGCCAAGGUGUGCAAGGUGUGUUGGAUGCUUACCAUAGGACUAUUUCUGCUGUUCAGUUGUAUGGACCAACCAACUUUGCACCAUGUAUCAACCAUGUUGCCAGGUUUGCACAAUCAGCAGCCAGUGGCAAUGAUUACUUCAUUCUUCUGAUCAUUACUGAUGGUAUUAUUACAGACAUGCCACAGACAACUGAGGCCAUUGUAAAUGCCUCAUCUUUGCCAAUGUCCAUCAUCAUUGUUGGUGUUGGAGAUGCAGAUUUUGAAGCCAUGGAGAUUUUAGAUGGGGAUGAUGUUCGUCUUUCAUUCAAAGGACGUUAUGCUGAAAGAGAUAUAGUACAAUUUGUACCCAUGAGAAACUUCGUCGGAAGAGGCGGUGAUGAUGUGGCAGCAGUACAGGAGAGGCUUGCCAAAGAGGUCUUGGAGGAGAUUCCAGACCAGUUUUUGUCAUACAUGAAGCGCCACAACGUCAAACCAAAGCCCCCUCUACAGCGUCAGGGAACCAUCUCAUCAGUGCGGUCAUUGCCUUCAUCAGAACAGUGAGAAGUGAAAGAACUGCAGUGAAUUUGAGGACCUGUCUUUUGUUAUUAUUAUCAUCAGCACACAAGAAUGAAAGUUUGUUGGGUUUUUUUUUUUUUGGGGGGGGGGGUAGGGCAGGUUUUUGCUGGGGUUUUUUCACAACUCCUACAACAUUUCAUCAGCGUGCAUAUGGCAACAGUUGGUCAGUUAUAGGAUCCAGGAUGUUUCCCAUGUUGACAAAUCAACAGAAUUUAGGGGAUUCUGGAUUGCUUGUUUUCACAUAUUUUAGACCAGGGGAGGGCAAUUAAUUUUCCAAAGGGGCCGCAUGAGAAAUUGGGAUGGUUUUAGAGGGCUGGACUAAUAUAGUAAACUCAGUUUUACCCAAUACUGUAUAUAUAGUAUAUAUACUGGCAGGCGGGCCAGCGGGCGGGCCGGUCAGAGACAGGAGGCGGGCCGGAUCCGGCCCGCAGGCUGCCCUUUGCCCAGGUCUGUUUUAGACCAUAAAAAGAAAAUUGUUCAUUAUGUGAUAAUAUAAACCUUUAUAGACACUGAUGUUUUUGGAGUUUUUGUUCAUGGUAUUGGUGUUCUGCGUGCUUUUUGGAGUUGACUGUAUUUUGUUUACAUGCAUGUGAAAGAGUAUAUCAUUGAAAGAGUGAGUGUAAGCUUUCUUGAAGAUCACACAUACCUGAUGAUGUUUUGUAGUAAUGAUGACUUGACAAUAUGAUAUUUUGGUGUAAUAUUUCACGUAAACUUGCAAUCAUAUCUUGACUGCAAGAAAUGCUUUGUAGCAUUACAGAAUUAAUUACUUUGUCCUAUUUGUUGGCUUUUUCCAAUUGGGGAAGAUGUGGGGUAAGGUGUAAAGAGAGGGGCUAAAGUUCACUGUAUUGCUAGAAAUUUAUGAGGAAUAUAAAUUGCAUAUUGCAGUCCUGAAAAUACUAAAGAUACAUUGUGAUAUGUUUUAACAAUUUGUGUGAUUGAUUUUGUAGACUUUACAGGGUCCUCAUGGAGCUGUUCAAAGUUGGGUGGGAGUUUUUUUCUUAUGAUAAUCUCUUUAUCACCAUUUCUUACCCUCUUUUCAGUAAAAUGGCUCUCAUCAGCUUCGGCAUACCAGAAAACAAAUCUAAUAAUUUUUUGUAGGGCAUUGAAAUUAGAAAUGAUCUUUUUAUCAUGUACAUAUAUUUGUUUUGUAUGGGGGUAUACGGAUAGCAUUCACAUGUGUCCAUCUGUAAGUUUCAACAAUCGUGUCAGUGAUAAGCUCAUGUAAGUGUAAAAUCAGAAGUUCUUUGUACAUAUAUAAACUUGAUCAAGGGUAUAUAAAUUUGGUCUGUGUUUUUGCCAUUUAUGUCCACCCUUUGGCCAAUGUGCCCCCCUACUUUUCUGUACAUAGAGGUGAUCUUCAUUAUUAUAUUGUCUUUUAAUUCACACCCAAUAUUCCCUCCACCUGUCCUCCCUCCCCACAACUCCAAAAACACCGUUCUGUUGAUAUGGUGCCAAUCCAUAUAUAUAUAUUGUUGUCAAAUGUUACCAUAAAUAUUUUCAGGUAUGUUAAAGAGUUUUAUAUACCUUUAAAAAUUUUUCUCUUUUUCUGUUUCCUGUAAAGAAAGUGAUUUUGGAAAGGUUUGUAUGAGCUGUUUGAAGUGACACAUUUUUUUUCAAGUUCUUCUGUCUUCUUUUCAGUAUGAAAAUUUUAGUUUUAAAUUUUGUUGGUAGAGCAUCUCCUCUUUUGUGUAAAUUGACGACUGAAAAAAUUCCUGUAGUCAUACUAGUUGCCUCUGCUUUUGAUCGAUGAUAAGAUAUAAAUUUUCAUAGUCUACCCAGAGACAUAAGGAAGAAGUGUUUUUGCAGCAUCUUUCUUUUGUACAAUUUUUUUAGCUGUUUUUAUAUUGCUUAUAUCAGCUACAUGCAGUAAGUUUUCGAGGAUGUGUUGGCAUGUGUUUUACUUUUAAUGCCUUUUCCCCUGUCCCCAAGGUUUACUGAAAGGCCAUGACAGUAUCCACUGUCAGCUCAUUGGGUUAGGGUUAUUUUAUAUAAAACACAUUGUAUUACAGUUAUUUAAGCACAAAACAUUGGUUAGAAUGAAUGAUUCGUAUUUUUCUAUAUUACAUUUUCACUGUUAUAAAUGUUUACAUAUAGACUUAAAAAAAUUGACAGUGCUGUUUUAAAAUUUUCUUUAUCACUAUCUACCUGAGGAUGAUUUAGAUCAUGUAGCAUACAUAGUCAUGAUCACAUUCUGGUCAAAUUUGUUUACUUUUGGCUUGGUGGGAUAGAGAAAACUUAGAUGAUAGAAAUGUUGAUUAUAAUUUGAACUGUGUUUACCUUUUUUUAAAUUUCUUCUUGGAGGGUAUGGGUUUGUGAUGUCCAUCAGCUAAUCCAGUCUUGUAUAUUCAUUUCUUUUAUAAUGGUCAAUGCCAAAAGUGAGCAGUGUUCAGGCAGCUAUUCAUUGGUUUAUCUGUAUUCUCUUACUGGCAUUUUUGAAGCCCCCUCUUAACACAUAUAUUUCGUGAAUCAAAGCUGCUGUUCUGUCAGGACUAGCAAAUUUUUUCUGCUGGUUCAUCCUGUGUUUCAAAAUGAAUUCGUGAGCAAACAGCCUCCUCCAGCUCUCAUAUUCUUUAUUGAAAGAGCUAUUUCUAUGUCUAGCAUUUGCUUUAUUAUUUCAUUUCUAGAGUGUUCAGAUUUUGGUCGUUAUAAUUUGUUCAAGAAGUUAUGCCUGAAAUCAUUUUUAAUGUCCUUUCUCAGAACUCUGACUUGUUUCUUAUGCAUUAAUAGAGCAAUUGUAACCCCUGUUUGUUGAUGGAGAGCUAAGAGUAAAACAGUUCACAAUAAGAUAAAAUACCAUAGCAUUAUGUUGUACAGAAUACUGAUGGGGCAAAGUUUUGCAUUUUUAGAAAACACUGUCAAGUAGCAACAAAUGAUAAUAGUUAAAUUUUGCCACAGUUAUCAUCUGUAAAUCUUGGUUGAAUAGUUAAUUUAGAUUUUAAAAUCUAUGAAAAAUCUGUGUUUUGUUUCAACUUUUAUUGUGAUUGACAAAUAUCAUUUUCAAGCAAACCACAUUUCACAUGUUUUAGAUCAUUCAUGUGAGACAUACAGAAGAUGUGAGAGAAGGCUGAGGCCAGGGUGGUGAAUAUCGAAUAUUAAGUCUUAAACUAUUUGUUUGAACAAGUUUUCAGUUGCUUUAGAGUAUAUGCUCAUUUAUCUAUGUAUCCAUUUUUUUAAAAUAAAUAUUGAAUAUAGGCAAAUACCAUAUAACUGUUGUUUUUCCAAAAGCCUUGUGCUGAUCUUCAUAAUCUUUCGGUUUCUUUUGUUUCUUUUUUUUUUUUUUUUAACUUAUAUCCAGCAUAUUUUGAUUUUAUAUGUGUUUGCAAGCAGCGAUCUUGUUGCUGCUGAGAGGAACUGGUGUAUACUCAGGGUUGUCCAUGGGACAUAUUUUUCUAUCCCGUCCCAUGGCAAUUUAUGCCUGUCCCAUCCCAUCCCAUCCCACGGGAUGUUUCCCAUGGGAUUCCCAUGGUAUUAACAAUCCUAUGGACAACA
Molecule: messenger RNA, 5220 nt
Organism: Pomacea canaliculata
Lineage: Eukaryota; Metazoa; Mollusca; Gastropoda; Architaenioglossa; Ampullariidae
Product: copine-8-like
Exons: 21
Coding region: 37-1716 (559 amino acids)
Biological process (GO): cellular response to calcium ion
Cellular component (GO): plasma membrane
Molecular function (GO): calcium-dependent phospholipid binding
Source: RefSeq, a predicted model, not a curated record